Messenger RNA from Ornithorhynchus anatinus (platypus), 1148 nucleotides. RefSeq names its product amine sulfotransferase-like. NCBI's taxonomy places the organism in Eukaryota, Metazoa, Chordata, Mammalia, Monotremata, Ornithorhynchidae. Gene Ontology annotation, cellular component: cytoplasm. The record is from RefSeq and is a predicted model, not a curated record. The coding region runs from base 158 to 1051 and encodes 297 amino acids. Gene Ontology annotation, molecular function: sulfotransferase activity. Gene Ontology annotation, biological process: sulfation. The transcript is spliced from 7 exons.
UUCCUAAAUUCACUUUAGCAGAAGCAGGGGACUCUUUGGCAUCUGCCUCAGUGAUUGGUCUUAGGACUGUAUCUAACUUGUCUGUCGCAGGUGAACAAAUCUAAGCAGAAGACGGGUUGCCAAGCAGUAAAGCCAGCACAGAAAGAUCCCUGGAACCAUGGAAGAACAGGAGACAGCAGACCAGGAGCUGGAGAAUUACUUGGUGUCAUUCAAAAACUUCAAUCUUUUACGCUCAUGGGCUAAUAUACAGUUUCUAGAAACCCUGGAUGACUUGGAAAUCAGAGACAGUGAUAUCUUUAUAAUCACUUAUCCCAAAUCAGGAACAAUUUGGACUCAGCAAAUAGUGAAUUUAAUUGUAUUUGAUGAGCAUCGGAAUGGAACAGAAAAUGUUGACAACAUGGAGAGAGUGUUAUGGAUAGAAUACAGCACAGCCAGCAAAGACUUUGGUCAGCGGCCAAGCCCCCGUGUCUUUAGUUCCCACCUGCCUUACUAUUUAAUGCCCAAAGCACUGAGGAACAAAAAAGGCAAGGUUAUAUAUGUGUACCGAAAUCCAAAAGACACCAUGACUUCAUUUUAUCAUUUCGCAAAAAUCUUAGGAUAUAUAAAGCCAGAAGUCACAAUGGAGAAUUUCAUGGAGAGAUUUUUAGCGGGGAAUGUGGCAAGUGGUCUGUGGUUUGAUCAUGUGAGGGGCUGGUUCACCCAUGAACAUGACUUCAAUCUCCUCUUCAUGUCCUAUGAGGAGAUGAAGAAGGACCUCAGAAAUGCUGUGUUAAAGAUCAGCAAAUUCCUGGGAAAGAAGUUGACUGAUGAGGAGGUGGAGUCUGUGGUGAAACAAGCAACUUUUCAGAACAUGAUAAAUGAUUCCAGAGCUAAUUAUAAUAGAAUCAAAGAUGACAUCAUACAGAAACAAGUUUUUCUUCGCAAAGGCAUCAUUGGGGACUGGAAAAAUGCCCUAACUGUGGCUCAAAAUGAGAAGUUUGACAAGAUUUUUCAAGAGAAGAUGGCAAGUUUACCUAUUAAGUUCAUCUGGGAUAUGAAUGAAGACCUGUAGAUGCUUCCAUGAAAGUUGGGCAGAUUUAGCUCUAUGAAAUUUUAAUUUAGCAUAAUCCUUCAAGAUGAUCCCAUAAAACAGUGCUUUUAAAAACCUC